Messenger RNA from Erinaceus europaeus (western European hedgehog), 2082 nucleotides. RefSeq names its product gasdermin D (gene GSDMD). Bases 16 to 1803 code for a protein of 595 amino acids. Gene Ontology annotation, cellular component: NLRP3 inflammasome complex. The transcript is spliced from 11 exons. Lineage: Eukaryota; Metazoa; Chordata; Mammalia; Eulipotyphla; Erinaceidae. Gene Ontology annotation, biological process: defense response to bacterium; pyroptotic inflammatory response. Gene Ontology annotation, molecular function: phosphatidylinositol-4-phosphate binding; phosphatidylinositol-4,5-bisphosphate binding; phosphatidylserine binding. The record is from RefSeq and is a predicted model, not a curated record.
ACAUUUCCCCAUGACAUGUUUGGGAACCUCUUCCCUUGGAGGAAUGUGGCUGAGCGUCCUGGCCUGGAGCUUCUAGACCCCGACAGUCACAGGGAGUCUAAGGAGGAGCAGGCACUGGGGGCGGGGUGGGAGGGCUCCCGGGUUGUGCAGCUCCCCUCUUCCGGGUGGCCGCAGAGCCCGAGAGGCGGGCUCGCCAGAGGCGUUCCCACGAGCCCCUGGGCCUGGCUACUGAAGCUUUCGUUUUUGGUAUCCUGUCUCAGGGCCUGUGCUGGAACUCCGCAGCAAUCGGACCAACCGGCAGCACUGCCUGCACUUGCUCCAUGUGCCCUGAGACCAGGGUGUCCAUCAGCGGACCCGAAACAUGGCUUCAGCUUUUGCGGGAGUGAUCAAGAAUGUGAUCCGAGAGCUGGACCGAAGUGGGGGGCUCCUACCUGUGGAAAACCUGGGGAGCUCCACCAGCUUCCAGCCCUACUACCUGCUCAUACAGAAGCCCUCGAGCUCCUUGUUUGGGAAACCCCGUUUUGCAUGUGUCCACUUGUCCAUCAAGGAUAUCCUGGAGCCCAAUGCCCCAGAACCAGCUCUUCUCCUGCCACAGCCGUGGAGCGUGUGGGUCCCUUCCACUUCCAAGACACGGUGGACGGGCAGCUGCAGGGCAAUGUGGAGCUGGCCACACCUGGGCAGGGGAAACUGGGCUGCGGGGCAACGCUGUCAGGGACCACCAGUGCCUCCAUGAAUGUCUGCACGCUGCGCGUGUCCCCCAACACCUGGAUUGCAAUGCAGAAGGAGAGACACCUGCAGAAGCCAGAGCACAAGAUCCUGCAGCAACUGAGGCACCGUGGAGACAAUGUGUACGUGGUGACGGAGGUGCUGCAGACACAGAAGGAGGUGGAGGUCACCUACACACGCAAGCGGGAGGGCUCAGGCCAGUUAGCACUGCCUGGGGCUCUGUACUUCCAGGGUGGGGGCCAGGGCCACCGGAGCUGCAAGAAGACACUCACCAUCCCCUCAGGCAGCAUCCUGGCUUUCCGGGUGGCCCUCCUGGUUAUUGGCUCCGACUGGGAGAUCAUCUUCUUACCAGACAAGAAGCAGAGGACCUUUGGAGGAGGGGACCAGAUGCCCUCAUCCUACAAAAUCCUCAAACCCUUUGGAUUCUUCUCUAAGUGCCUGCUGCAGUCAGAUGCAGCCCACACCGAGAACUCUCUAAUGCUGGCCCAGGACUUUGAGGACCUGCAAGCAGAGGUAGAGGCCCAGGCCGAGGGCCUGUGCAUCCUUUCCCCUGAGCUGUGUCAGCAGCUGCUGACAGGCUUAGGUCAGGUGCUGAGGGAUGAGAUGACCCUGCACCACCUGGAGGAGCUGCUGGAGCAGGGCCUGUGCUGCGGGCGUGUGGAGUUACAGACUGGGCCAGUGGGUGAUGUGCUGGAGUGCCUGGUGCAGCCCUGCAGGAUGCUGGAAGAGGAGCUGGUGGAGCACUUCUUCUACCUGCUGGGAGCAUUAGCUGAGCUGAAUGAGGCCCAGCAUAUGGAACUGGCCCAGAUGCUGGAGGCUAGGGCCCCUCUGGGGCCAUGCAGCCUGGUAGAAAGUCUUUUGGAGCAGAGCGCCCCCUGGCAGAAGCCUGUGCCUGUGUCCCUGCCUCUGGGGAGCAGCUGGGGCCCAGAGGCACCCAUUUGGAUCCUGCUGGAAGAGUGUGGCCUGGAGCUGAAGGCCAAUGCCCCCCACGUGAGAUGGGUCCCAGAGGCCCUGGACCAGACCUUGGCUCUCUACGCCUGCCUGGCACUGCUCUCCAAACUGAGUCAGUCCCAGUAGAUGGCUGUCCUGGGCUUGGUGACAGCAGCCCCAGGAAGAACAGUGUCCCACUCCCACUACUUUCCUGGACUUCCCUCUCCUGGCCAGGUGGCUGUUCAGCACAGGGUUUGGGACUUGGGGGGACUCAGUAAAUGCAAUUCAUAAAGAAUUGGUGAUCACUGGGGUUUGGGUGGUGGCGUACCUGGUUAAGUGCACAUGUUACAAUGCACAAGGACCCAAGUUCGAGCCCCUAGUCCCCACCCGCAGGGGGAAAGUCUAUUACCCCUUCCCUCUUGAUUU